Messenger RNA from Porites evermanni, 5953 nucleotides. The record is from the annotation of a GenBank genome assembly. NCBI's taxonomy places the organism in Eukaryota, Metazoa, Cnidaria, Anthozoa, Scleractinia, Poritidae.
UCAGUCAGCAGUUUUGAUCUUGGAAAGAACCAGAAGAGAUGGGUUGUGAUCGGGAUUUGCUUGAACAGACUUCUGUUGCCAGUUCUCCGGGAUUUUGUGGGUCAAGAAAUUCCCAAACACUACACAUCCUUGAAGAGUACACAUGGAAUUGACACUCAAGUCUAUGGAAGACAUAAGACGCAUGAUGGGCCAUCUCAGCUGAACUAUGGAAGCAUCAAUAAUAACUGGGGAAAUUUUAAGAAAAAAUUGCGUUCAUAUGAUUACAAAGUUGGAACAGCUGAAGACUUGGCUAAACUUUAUCUCGAGCCACACAUGGCCAAGUUUACAGGUAUUGGUAUUAAAAUUGAAAACGUUAAUUUUCCCUAAUCGUCUCCCUGGAAGCACAUUUUCAUGCACUAUACCAGCACAGGGUGAACCAGAUUGCUCUCUGGGAAUACAGUCAACUGUCUCUUAAUGGACACCUCUAUGAUAAAACGGUCAGCUGUAGCACUCAGUUGUUGUAGUCAGAGUUGCACUCAGCUAGUCAGUUUUUUUUUCUUAAAGGAGGAGGAGGGGGUGGUGCAGUGGGAAGAGCACUUAAUUACCUCCUAACACUGUGACCUGAGCUCUCGUCCCGGCGUCAGCGCCUUGAUGUGGUAUUGAGUUUGUUGUUAGUUCUUGCCUUUGCUACAAAAGGUUUUUCUCCAGCCACUCGGAUUUUGUCCUACCCUUACAUUUAAUUAUUUAAUUAUUUAUUUAUUCUUUGACUCUUUUUAAGGUAGACAUUUCCCUCAGUCAUUUGGGCAUUAAACUUAAUGCCAAUGCCAGUUUGAAUGUAUCACAGUCAAAGUUGUUGCUCAAUCAAAUUAAGGGCCAUAUUUUUAAUACGAGGCCAGCUGUAAGACGGAGUCAUACUUUGAUAUCCAGACGUUUUUGAACUCUCAUAGUCAUUUGUGCUUAAAACUAUCGCCUGUUCUCUGAAAAAAAUAUUUUCUGCGUUGCAUCCAAAUUUGUUAUGUGCUAUGCAAAAUAUGAAAAAUAUUGCUCAGUUGGGAAAUCAGAGGCAAGUUUCACGCAAAAAUGUAUCAAUUUGCAGGAUUUGACAACACUUGUGACCUGUCAGCAGUUCUGGGGAUUCUGGAAAGGGCGUCUGUUUUUCACACUCGUAUCCAAACCAAUGCCAAUGAUGUGCGCUCUAAAGUAAGAAAUGAGUGGGGACACUGCAACUUUGACCACUGGACUGACGUGGAGUUCCAGAACAGUUUUCAACUUAUGGAGACCAUGGUUCGUUCACUCGGGCUGCCAAAGCCCGAUGAAGACAAAGAACUAGAAAAACUGCAUGACUGGGAAACAAAGGGUGAGUACUUGCCCCUACAGUAAUAUGGUAAGAAGUUGGUUAAACUCAGUUUCACUUGAUGUGACAUUACACUUGCGCAUAUUUGCUUUGUAGAAAGAAGGGAAGUCUUCCUAAAGUAUUGAAUAUAAGAAGCGCCUGGACUUCUCUCUUUUAGAUAAUCUGUUCCAGGCGUCCAGAUUGUGGGGACGGUGCAAAGAAAUGUGAGCAGGAAAAACAGAAACGGGGAUCUGUUAUACUAAUUAAGUCUAAGAAAAGGAUCGUUUACGUGUUGUCCAAUUUCAGUUAUAAAAAUUGCGCGUUAAUCUACCUACAAGAAAGCUACAAAAUUUGGCUCUUAUUUUUUUUAUUUUAUUCUUAUUUUGCUCAAUAGUAGAACGUAUCUAAGUAUUCUAAAUUAUCGAUAAAUUACCUCAAGUUCUUCCUCAGGGACUUAAGCAUUUCUUCAUUUGUUUAGUGACUUAUUGAUUAUGGAAAUCGUGAUUUAUAGGUUUGGAACUAUGUUUGGGCUGCCCUGUGGAUAAAGAUUUGAUGAAGCUUAUCAGUGUUGAAGUUAGCAGCCUACAAAAAGAUGUAGACAAUAUAAGGCAAUCCAGUACUGAUGAAGCCAACAAGAUAAGUGCUGCCCUUCAAACUAUCAGAGAAGAAAUUGAUAACUUUGACAGGCGAAUAACUCAGAUUGAAAGAAAUCUCGAAGUAGAACGAAAGGAGCGGUUAGAAAAGGAGGCAGCUUUAUCAGAUGCAAUGGCAGAUAUUUCAAGCGAGUUAGCAGAAGUAGACCAACGUGUAGAUGUUAAUGAGAGGGACAUUUGUCGGUUAAAAGAUAGGCAAAGUAAUUUAGAGACCACUGUAUCGUCUGUAACUGCAGACAUAGGAAAUUUAAAAAAGGGGCAAAGUCGUUUGGAAGCUAGGGUUGAAGAACUAGAGAAAAAGAGUUUUAAGACAGCAGAUAUCCAGAUUUUUCAAGUACCUAGCCGCAAUAAUUGCUUUUGUGGUCGCGAUAGGGAACUAGAGGCAAUUGCAGUGCAACUAAAAAAUACCCCGAAUGGUUGUAUUCACUCAGCUGUUUGUGGUCUCGGUGGUGUUGGGAAAACUUCUCUCGCGGUAGAGUUUCUCUGGCAACAUCAGGAAAAAUAUCCAGGGGGUAUUUUCUGGAUUUCGGGAGAAGAUAAGUUUUUUCAAAGGUCCGUCAAUGAGAUGGCGCUUCAAAUUGGAACGUUCGAAAACGAUUUUCAUAACUCCUUGUCGAGAACCCUUGACUGGCUCAGGAAACGCGAAAAACUGUGGUGUUUAGUUGUCGAUAAUCUUGACGAGUUAGAAAUGUCCCAAGAAAUGCGUAAGCUGCUUACUGGUAACUGGAAAUAUAUGGCUCGUGGUCACAUUAUCAUAACAACAAGAAGGGAAGUUUCACAAAUUGGAGAAGCAACAGGAAUUGACGAGCACUGUUGCAUUGACUUGAAAUGCUUAACAGAAGAAGAAGGCAUUCAGUUCCUACGGCUGCGAACUGGCCGAACAGAUGAGGGAGAAGACAACGACUUACGUCAACUGGUUAGAGAACUUGGAGGACUGCCUCUAGCUCUUGAUCAAGCUGGGGCCUAUAUACGAAAUGUUAAACAGUCCAUAAAAGAGUAUGUGAAGAAAUACAAGAAGCAGAAGGUGCGUCUCUUGAAAAAGACAAAAGCCAGAAAUUUUGUGGAAAACACCUCUUCCGAGCGGCUAGCUGUCCACACAACAUGGAUGUUGAAUUUCGUUCACAUCAGUCGCAUCUCAGAAGAGAUGGAACUUGGAGAGGCUCCCACUCUGUUUAUGCAAGUUUCUGCUUUUUAUGGCCCAGAUGACAUUCCAUACGAAUUGAUCAAUGAAGGGCUACUGGAGGAAGGCAGUUCUGUGGAGGAUAAUGGUAUGUGGGAUGAGGCUGAAAUAGUGUCUCUUCUAACUAAGUUUUCUCUGUUUCAGAGAUACGGGACGCACUCUUUCAGUGUUCAUCGUUUAGUGCAGGAAGUGAUUCGAAGUGAGCUAGAAAAAGAACAAACUCAGUUCAAUGUUCUCUCACGUGCAGUACGGGUCCUUCACUACGCGCUAAAAAAUACUCGGUCGCCGGCUGAGGUGUGCGAAAGUUUCGUCGAAGAUGCUGUUUUUAGUGUCAAGAAUCCCCCUUCGUUGCAGUUAUGGGCUAAAUUGGCCUCGCAUGCUACCUAUUUACAGGAGCAUUUGUCCAACUUUUCAGUGAAACAUAAAGCAGUAGCCCAUACUUUGCUCUAUAAAGAGGAAACCGUGCGUGUUUUUAACGAAGCUGGAAUCUUUCUCAGUGUGUCUCAAGAGAAAGUCAAAGCUCAGGAAGUACAGAAACUUAAACUAGAAUUCCUAGUGAACCUAACGAAGUCCACAGAAGACUACAGCGCAAAACUGCCCAGCUAUUUUAUUGAUAUCCCGUUAAAGGACAGGGACUGCAAGCUGAUAUCCCAUUGUAUGAGACAACCGGUCUCGGACGGCGAUCCCGAAGAUGAAGCAAAUUCUGUUAAAAAAGAAAGCGUGGAAAAGGUUGACGAGCUCAGAGGGCAAGGAAAUUUUGCAGUAAAAAAUGAAAGAUACGAAGAGGCGAUUAAUCUUUACUCCAGCGCCAUUGGUUUGACUUCCCAUGACCAUCGACUCUUCGCCAACCGCGCUCUCUGCUAUUUGAAACUUGGCCAGCCACAACAAGCUUUAGAUGACUGUGAAAAGUGCCUCUUAUUAUGUCCCCGUUACAGCAAGGCAUUGCAACGCAAGGCUUGGGCUCUGCAAAAACUUGUUGAAAAUGGUUCAUCUCACCUUGAAGGACAAAAGUUGGCUGCACUGGCACUAGCUAUCCAAAAUGAUCCCAGUCUUGGCAACGAAAAAGGGUUUUGGGAAAAGUUUCCAGGAGUAAACGCGCCGUUCAGAGUAAUAGAUAAUGAAACGCAGUUGACGUUUGCUUUAAUGACGGCACAAGGUACUCUGCUCCUGAAGGGAGGUGUUUAUAAUUUAAAGCGCUUCGUUAUCUUCAAUGAUUUCCAAAUUGUAGGUCUUGCGAAAGAAGUCGUCUUAAGUUGUACACAAUGCUGUCUUAUUUCCUCUGCAAAGUGUUAUUUUGAGAAUAUUGUGUUCCCUAAAGGAAGCAUUGGCAUAGUUUGCAAAGGCAAAGAAUCGGUCAUUCAUAUGAAGCAUUGUCAAAUUUCAGGAGGUUCAACUAGUUGUGAGGACUUUCCAGAAUGCAAUGGUGGUGAAGGAUGUAUAGCGGUCUCUUUAGGAAAACCUGCUUGUGAUCGCACUGGUAAGUUUGGAUUUCCAGAAUUGAAGUCUGGUGUUGGCGGUUUUCCCGGAGUUCAAAUUCUCGAUGAGAGCUUUGCUCUCAUUGAAGACUGUGCAAUUCAUGACUGUGGUGGUGGCGGCGCGCUAGUCGUUGGCAAGGGUUCUCGCAUGGCUGUCAAUAAAUGUGAGGUGUACAAGAACCACCAAGCUGGUCUAGAGGCAAGAGAAGGUGGAAACCUCUCAGCCUCUCAGAACAAGAUAUUUAAUAGUGGUUUCCAUGGUGUCCUAGUCGGCCCGAAUGCAGGAGAAUGCGUUAUCACUGGGAACAAGAUAUUCGAAAAUGCAAGAGAGGGAAUCUAUGCCUGUAGCAACAAGAAUACAAUAGAAAUAACCAAAAACGAUGUACACCACAACGGGCCUUUUGGUCUUUCGCUGGAUGAUAAUUCUCACCUUGUGAUCAGCGAUAACAAGAUUUUUGAGAAUGGAUUCUGGGGAAUCUUAGCCAAAUCGCGAACUUCAGCCAUGAUUACAGGAAAUGUUAUCUCUGGCAACAAGUGUGGCGGCAUUUUCUUCGGUGUUAACUAUUCCGGACGGGUUCACCUAGAAUCAAACACAGUGCGAGACCAUAGCGGCCCAUGGUUAGAGUAUCAACAGAUUCCUAGCCGUUUUACCCAUGAUGUUGCCCGUUUACCCGAUGGAGGGGAAUUUUUUUCGGGUCUUCCAACUGGGGAAAAACAGUUUUAUUCCAACCCACCCAUCCUAAUCGGAAACAAGGUAUUUAACAACGAAGAAGGUAUGUAUCACCCGAAAGAGGUAAUUGAGCGAGUUUACAGUGGUUGUACUUUUUGUCGUCGACAGGGGGAAGUGCGUCACCUCGUGAAGUGUCCUACUUGUCAUAUUGCCUCGUAUUGCAACAGAGAAUGCAGAGAAAAACAUUUGGCCACACAUAAGACAUUAUGUAGCGCCUUGAAAAGUCGUUAUUCUGUAACGGUCAAAACCUUUUCACUAUUAAAUCCAGGGCAAGCGCAAAUUCGAACAUUUGGGACUCAUUUAAAAGAUAUUGGAAAAGGGCCAAAACCCAAAUGUGACGGUAUGCAAAAAUUCAUCGUCAAGAUUCAAACGCAGAAUCUUAAUAGCCACCCGUUGCAGACGAUGGGUGUUUACGACAAAAGCCUUACACUAGAUUGUAGAAUUCAAAGUCCAGAAAUCUUCAGCGUGAUAAUGGAAUGCGGAGUCCUUGGAAAGUUGCAUAAAUUUACAAGCAAAAAAGUUUUUUGUUGGGCCACGUUCUCUAAGAGAGAAGAGAAGCUGACAGUUUUUCUUGAUCAUCUUGCUCCCUAUCAAGAAUGGUAA